Messenger RNA from Theileria equi strain WA, 1067 nucleotides. RefSeq lists its product as hypothetical. The record is from RefSeq and is a predicted model, not a curated record. NCBI's taxonomy places the organism in Eukaryota, Apicomplexa, Aconoidasida, Piroplasmida, Theileriidae. The transcript has 2 exons. The coding region runs from base 195 to 1067 and encodes 290 amino acids.
GGCCAAAUAAUAGAUAAAACAUUUGUUUUAUGUAAUAUUUAUCUUUAUAUAACAAUUUUUGUCAGGUUGCGCACUAGGAGCAGACUUGUUAGAAUUAUAUCUGUUCUACUUGGUUAACCUUGGUAGUUGAAUAUGUAUUCUUAAGUAAUUUCUAAUACUGUAAAAAUUAUUGUUGAUCAAAGUUUGUAAAAUAUAUGACAAUGACGGCCAGAAAAGUUAUGUAUUCCGUUGGUAUUUCCAAUAAGUUUUCUGCCUUUGAAGAUGGUUCUGACACUGAACAAGUGACCUUCACCAACAAAGAUGCUAAAGCAAAAGUUCCAACUUCAAACACAGUCUUGUUAAACAAGUCGCAAAAACCUGCGAACAAACCAAGCAAAAAGGAAUAUGAGGACAAACACAUCGGUACAGACUCUAACGACAUGAGAAGUCAUCAAAUAAGAACUACAAUUUUGACUGAAGAACAAUUACGCGAUACUCGAGCAAUGUCUCCUAAGAGGGGGAACAUGAAUCGGGAUUCAAAACACAAAUCAGGUUCUCAAAGAGUUUUCGACCGAAAAAGUGGAACUGGAAGAGGUAAAGAAAUGAAAAAACACGGUGAAGGUGGGCACAAUUGGGGUGGUGUUACAGACGUUACAAAAGCAAUAAAAGAAAAUAGAUAUGUUUCCAUCGAUGGAGCACAAGAAAUCCCAAUAGAAGAUCAUGCUCAGAAAAUUGAAAUGAUUGAUUACUUGUCAUACAAACAACAACAAUUGUCCAAGCGUUCCAAACUACCUUCACCCUCUCGUGAUCAAACAAGCAUUCCCACCGAUCAAGAAUUUAGAAAUAGUGGAUAUGUCAAGUAUAUUAAAAAGGAACCAGAUAACCAUAUUUCUCACAAGGAUAGAAAUAUAAAGGUUUGUUCUUCAUUAAUAGAUAACAUAAACUCUAAGGUAAACAGUGGUAUAGAUGGCAGGAUCCAUCAAAGUGUUCGCUCUAACCACCUGAUAUCCUUCAUCGAACGCAAAUCAACAUCUAGAAGAAGCAAGAGCAAGCUACAUGAACAGGUAAAUGAAUACAAGUAUUAUUAA